Molecule: messenger RNA, 3283 nt
Organism: Pelobates fuscus (common spadefoot toad)
Lineage: Eukaryota; Metazoa; Chordata; Amphibia; Anura; Pelobatidae
Gene: SAMD4B
Product: sterile alpha motif domain containing 4B
Exons: 13
Coding region: 235-2286 (683 amino acids)
Biological process (GO): negative regulation of translation; nuclear-transcribed mRNA poly(A) tail shortening; regulation of mRNA stability
Cellular component (GO): P-body
Molecular function (GO): mRNA binding; protein binding; translation repressor activity
Source: RefSeq, a predicted model, not a curated record
GACGUGGUGCGUGGUUGCGUGCUGGCGGCCGUGGUUGCCUGUGUGGCUCCCCGGGGGAGAGCGGCGGUGCUGGCGGUGCAGGAGGCGGUAUAUUGUGAAGACUUUCUCGACAUUGGUUGGAAGUUGAUAUCUGUAGCAGCACGGUUCCUUUACGCUGGAUUUUACACCAUGUGAUAGGAGUUCUCGUCUCCGGGUGCACAGCAGUAUAGCAUUUACUCCCUCCCUACAAGAAUCAUGAAAUUCCGGGACCAGGUGAGCACACUGUCUGACUGGUUCAAGGGCUGGAAUGAGUGUGAGCAAACCGUGGCCCUUCUCUCUCUCCUGAAAAGGAUCUCAAGAACCCAAGCGCGUUUCUUGCAGCUGUGCCUGGAGCACUCUUUAUCAGACUGCACCGAGAUACAUAUGCUCGAGAAUGAAGCCAACAGUGCAGCACUCAUUAGCCAGUGGCAUCAGGAGUCAAAAGAGACUGUGAUCUCGCUCCUCCUCACCCACCUUCCGCUGCUGCAGCCACGGAACACUGAUGCCAAAUGCGAGUACAUGAAACUCCUGCAAAAGGUGCUGGCGUACACCACAGAGAGCAACUCGUACAUAGAGGAAAGUCGUCAGCUGCUGUCCUAUGCGCUGAUCCACCCAGCUACCACACUCGAUGACCGCAACUCUUUAGCUUUGUGGCUUAACCAUCUUGAGGAACGGCUCUCCACAGGCUACAGCCGGCAUGGCAGAGCAGAUGCCCCUCACACACACAUGCGGCAAGGUUCAGACGAGUGGCAGACAACAGCAGAUUCUGGCAUAGGUGAGGCUGUGCAUGGCUGGCAGGACAAGCCACUCCGUGAAAAUGGACUACUGCCCUUCCAUUCCUCCAGCUCUGUGCCAUCUGCCAUCCAGAGUGGGAGCAGUACAGUUCUUUCUUGCCAAAUGCACCCCAGCCCUCUGAAGCGAUCCAUGUCCCUUAUUCCCACUUCCCCGCAGACACCCAGUGACUGGAUUGGGGGUGAUGAUGUGCCCGGGCGGCCAGUCUUCCUCACUCCAGAGCAUGCUCCGCUCUCCCCGCAGAGCAGUGUGGCAUCGUCUGGCAGUGAACAAACAGAGGAGGUUGGCUCUGGACGCAACACUUUUCAUGAAGAUGGGAGUGGCAUGAAAGAUGUGCCCACGUGGCUGAAGAGCUUACGCUUGCACAAAUAUGCAUCGCUCUUCUCUCAGAUGAGCUAUGAAGAGAUGAUGACCCUUACUGAGCAGCACCUUGAGUCACAGAAUGUCACCAAGGGCGCACGGCAUAAAAUAGCGCUCAGCAUACAGAAGCUCCGCGAGAGGCAGAGUGUCCUCAAGUCUCUGGAGAAGGAUAUACUGGAGGGAGGCAACGUACGCAAUGCUUUACAAGAAUUGCAGCAAAUAAUCAUCACACCCAUUAAAUAUUACUGCCCCAACCCGACGGAGGGUGUUGGCAGUGAUCAGCCUCCUACAGACAGGACUGUUCGGGACCCAGCCAGCAAAGCCUCGGAUGAGAAUGAGCCGCCUCCAGGACUUCCUGCUGAUGGGUUUCAACAACAGAAUAGCUCUGCCUGUGAUGUUGAAACAGCCGUGCCACCUAUUGCAGAGGGAGAUAUUCCUGGACAGCUCACCAGGGUGUUGGGGAAAGUAUGCACUCAGCUCCUGGUGUCCAGGCCCGACGAGGAGAAUAUAACAUGUUACCUGCAGCUUCUGGAGAAGUGCCUGACACAUGAGGCUUUCACGGAGACUCAGAAGAAGAGGUUGCUUUCCUGGAAACAGCAAGUGUUAAAAUUGUUCCGGACAUUUCCCCGCAAGGCGCUGCUGGAAAUGCAGGGGUACAGACAACAGAAGGGGUGCAGCUGGGCCUUUGCUUCAAACUCCCUCCCCAUAGCUGGAUCUGUGGGGACCUCCUUGGCACGGAGAGGCCAGCGACCAUUUCAAUUGCCCCCCCGAGCUGUUCCAUCCCCUCGGAUUGGUGUAAUGAGUCCUGGGUCCAUUGGUGGCGUCUCUCCCCGGCAUACACUUACCAGUCCUAGUUCUGGCAGCCAGGGUCGUCAGCAGAGUCUCUGGUUUGCUAAUCCUGGGGGCAGUAACAGCAUGCCUUGUCAGAGUCAUAGCUCUGUGCAGCGCACACACUCCCUGCCUCUGCAUAGCUCACCGCACAGCAUUCUCAAGUUCCCUCCUGAUUGCCAGGGCCCGGGGGCUGAUCUUGAGAUUAAUCCGCGGCUGGAGUCAUUGUGCCUCAGUAUGACAGAGCAUGCACUCGAGGAGGGAACAGACAAGACCUCAACGAUCUGACUGCAACUUCCUCACCCCAAACUCUUAUUUAUCCUAUCCCCACGUCCUCUGCGUGCUAGAGGCUCCACACUCACCACAAGGCCAUCACUACAUCAUCCACCUGCUGCGUUCUAAUUACUGGUUUAAGCUAUCAUAACUUUUAACUUUGGUUUAAUAUCCAAAUGCAAAGAAAGCAUCGCUAAGCAUUGGGAAGGAGCCUGUUCUGUCUGUACAUGGUUACCAAGGCACGUUUACGUGGCCCCUGCGCACGCCUUAGCCUGGUGUGGUCACAUUAGUGGUGACAAGAAGGUAAUUGUGCUGUCAGGAGGCAUGAUAGGAAUGGAAGAAUUAUUUUGCGAAACAUUGUGGAGCCAGGUGCUCACAAAAUGGAAUCUAGGUUUUUCGCACACUAAAGAGAAUUCCACUACAAAUCUUAGAAGGAUGAAAGACACAGGUACAAGGGAUUAGCUGUCUAUACAGUGCUCCAGUGUCCCUGUAUACAGGCAAGGGCAGGAGGGGAGGUCACUUGGGGAGGCACCCUAAUCCAUUAGACGUUCCUGCAUUUCCGGGAGAGCGUCUUGCUGGGAGGAAGACAUCUGAAGAUACAGAAAAGAAAGCAAUGACUAAAGUAUGGAGGAUGUGCUGAACCCAUCCAGGGCCGGGGGCAGUAGUCACCCUCUGGUUUCGUGAUCAGAACGAACAAUAUUUCCUCUAGGAGAAUGGCAGGAUAUACUCCGUAUGGACGUUUAAUAGAUUUCUCUCUAUUCGCCAUCUUUUAACUCCUUGCCUCCUCUGGCAUUGGAUAAGGAGCUGCCCCUGUGCCACACGCAGUGCGUGGCGGUUGAGAGCUAGGCAGUGCCUACCAAGAUCGUCUGUGACCUCCUCCAAAUUCUUUCCAGAAUAGCGCUAUUUAUUUCUAACAUAGAAACACGUCUCCUUUUCAGAUAGUAAACAGAAAUGUUAUUUUAGAUACAUUUUAUUAUGGAUAACUUUUGUUAUGACUAUGGCUGGUAACCAU